Messenger RNA from Capronia epimyces CBS 606.96, 4398 nucleotides. RefSeq lists its product as uncharacterized. Gene Ontology annotation, biological process: regulation of DNA-templated transcription. Bases 1 to 4398 code for a protein of 1465 amino acids. The record is from RefSeq and is a predicted model, not a curated record. The transcript is spliced from 2 exons. NCBI's taxonomy places the organism in Eukaryota, Fungi, Ascomycota, Eurotiomycetes, Chaetothyriales, Herpotrichiellaceae.
AUGGCCACAGGAUACCCAGCAUCCUCCGCCUAUACCGGUGCCUUUGGCUUCUUACCUCCCUUGAUUAACGACCGUGUGUCAUCUCUCGAUGGACAACCCAUUGCUACCCAGACCAGCAACUCCCCCGCCGGUGUAUUCGGCGGAGCGACUAGCAUCUCUUCGCAACGGUCAAAGCCUUCUGAGAGUUCCGGUCAAUCGGAGUGGACGCAACAGCCACCUAUAGCACCUCUAUCGAUGAGGCGCAAGAUCACGCCUCCACCGCUUCGUAGAGGAGGCUCAUACAGGUCUUCCGAAAGUCAGGAACGUCACUUACAGCAUGGCGUUCACUAUAAACCCGCUCCUAUUCACUGUGGUAACGACUUCGGAAGUGGAACAAGAUCUACCACAUCAGAUCGUCACGGAUCAACGCCCCACCAUCACAGCCACGAUUAUUUCCACAAGGAGAGGAUGGUGGGAGGUGUUCAUGAGUACGGCGAAGGUGCGACGCGGUCAUUACCAUGGGGCAGUUCUAAACAGCCAAGUGGCCGAAAGGAGGAGCAAACAAGGGUCCAGUUGGGGCCCACCCCUGCCAUGACUUCGCAGGGUCGAGAUUCAGAGAAUGCGUCUAACCAGGAGUCAAGCUUUGAUGCUCACCAGGCGGAUAUUGUUUUCCAGAAAAAGAGAAAGGACAUGACCUACAAAAUAAUGCAAUCGCUCAAUUCGCUCCCGGAGUCAAGCAGAGGGGAGGAUAGCAGCAGACGAAGCGCUAAUCAAAGUAUUAAUGCCAUGAAGGUUGGAUACGGUGAGACUGACAGAGGCGAUGAUGUUCAACAUCUGGAAGUGCUUGAGAGGAGGCGCAGACUGGGCCUGGCAUCAUCUGGAGGCAACACCGCGUUGAGCACUGUUCUUUCGUCGCGUCAGGUGAAUGUAUCGUCGGUCGCGGAUAUUGGUCUACGAACUCCCCAGACCCAUUCACCCAGCCUUGACCAUCGCGAUACUGGGCCCGAGGCAGGGCGUGUCGAUACGAUUGAGAAAGGUAAUUUGAACAUCCCCGCCCAGGGACUCACUAUACCCAAGACACCAAGAGAAAUCACCGGAGUCCAAACAACCAGAAUUUCGAAUGAAGAGACAGCUUCCACUUCGUCGACGGCGACUUCCCGAAGCAAGGCCGUGUGUAAAGCAUGCGGAGUGCCUGGUAGCCAGGUGACUCCACUUGUGCCUUGUAGCAGAUGCCGGAAAGGUUACCAUGAUCGAUGUGGGAACCCUAAGCCCCAGAACAGUGCCAAACUCGACGACUUCAUCUGCGGGCGUUGCCUGCGCAAACGCUCACGCGAAGUUCCUUCAAUACCAACACCGAAGCCAUCUGCAGUUCCGACCUGGGCUCAGAAUGCACGAGCAAGACCUGUCUCCUUGCUCAAUCCAGUCAUUCCAGGCGCAAUGAAUCCAUGCACGACUGAGAGCUUGAGCAGCAUUGACCGCGUUAACGCCGUUAACGCAGCCGAGAUCACUUCUGCACAGUCCGAGCCUAGGUCAACGAUUUUUUCUCUAUUGAACAACGAAGUCUGGCCCAAGGAAGCGAGUACUCGAUCCACGCCCAAAGAUAAAACAUUGACAGACUCAUCUUCAAAGUCAAACAAACAUAUGGCAAAGCGUCAUGCCAUAACAUUCGACCCACGGAAACGUAGAGCGCAACAACUUGAGGGGAAGCCAUGUUCUACCCUCUUGGGAACCGAGUCUGCAGAUGCCGUAUCGAACCAUAACAGACCAGGCAUAUUAGCUCAAACACCACUCGCGUCAACCGGCCAACCGGCCGGUGGGUUGUUCCGGCGACAGCAGGCGAGCCUGGUUCGACAUGAUCCUUCUGGUCCUGCUCCUUUUGAGCCUGAGGAUGGCCACGCAGCCACUCUUGAUGCAGCACACAACUAUCUUGAAAAGUUCAGGACGCAAUGCAACGAUGAUUCCCGUUUCAACAACUUUCUCGAUAUCUUGAAAGAUUUUGAAGACCCGGCUGUAAAUUUCCCCGAGACUGUCCAAAAGCUAGCGCAGCUCUUUAGCGAUCGCCCUGUUCUCAUUCGGGAGUUGAACAACCUCCUUCCUCAGGGAUAUCUCAUUGAAUGUGAUGCUCAAGAAGUGACCGACCUUAUUGGACCAGAGGUUUCAGAUGGAUCAAUUCCCGAUUCUUCUGGACAUAAAGCAACGAUGCUAAGCACACAUGCGUCUUUGAAGAAGAUCGCAACUGAUAUCGGCUCUGUUGCAGCAGAAAAGAAGCUGUGUGAGGGUUGUCACAAAGUAAUUUUCGGACGUACCUCUCGGUGUGUCAGGUGUUCGUUAGGGCUUGUAAGGCACAAGAGCAAAGAAAAAGCUAGUGCUGAAGUUAUGACUGAUAUGAGUGUGGUUUCGCCGGUUGCGCCAGUUGCGCCAGUUGCGCCAGACUCUGCUACACCUGCUUCAGAUCUGGCUUGCCCCGAGGGCGAUUCACAGAUGCAAAAUGACCACCGAACGCCGUCUCCACCAGCUCUCCAACAACGUCUGAUGCCUAAUACACUGAAGAGAACCGUGUCCGAGCAGGUGUUGUUUGUCCCCAGAAAGAAAACCAAACUCGCGCCUCUCGCCAUCAAUCGAGCGAAAGAGUCCUUGCGACGGUUAUCUCUCAGCCACAAUGCUGAAUCGAUUUCGGAGGCUGAGGCCGAGGCUCUAGACACAGGUUUGGAGGGGAGAAGAUCAUUGGAGCAGUUGACGAGGUUGGCAAUACUCGAAGAAAAGGGUGCGAGAGAAAAAAGAACAACCGCAAACACAACUGCAACAGCAUAUGCGCCAUUGAAGGAGUUUGUUGAUCGAUCCCACGGAUCAAGAGAAGCCUUGCUUGACUCAGAUCCUGGUCGCUCACGCGAGCCUGCAUUGUCCUUCCCCCAUGUGGGCGCUGGUGUGUGCUUAGACGAUGGAUUGGGAGCAGAGGCGCCAGAUAAUCUGCACAUGACAGAAGCAAGAUCUGCUGGCGGAGACGACACAAGACCCCUAAGUCAAGUCAAACAUCGAACUCAAGUUGCCCACGGUACCAUACAUGGUACUGAGGUCGUUCGUGAUCACCUGCGUCGAGAGAGCCUUGAAACGACUGAAAUGCAAGAGAACACAAGGAACGAGCAGGUACCAAACGAUGUUUGUGCGACAGUGCGUGCAUGCAAGACGUCACCCACGCCGGACCGGCACGAUAGCAUGUCAGCUGAUCCAGAUCUCGAGGAAUCUCGCUCAGACGACCCAAUGAGUACAUGUGGCCGUCUAGAUCCGCUCAAAUUCCACGAAUCUCUCCGAGAUCGUGAGUACCGCUGCCAUGGAGGGACUUCCUCGACGCAGAGGGGCGAUAUGUCCCACACCGCCAGCCAGGAUCAACAGACAGAUCUUGCGAGUUCUUAUGACCGUAACUCGACAACUCCGCCAGGCGAUCUUGUGGGGAGCUCAUCUGAAACCUUGAUUGGCGUGCGGCCAUAUCAAAUCACCGCCAAUGACCCAGAAGAUGAGGACGAUACUCGAGAUGACGCUACUCUAACGCAAACCCAACCAACACGUCGAACGACAGUAUCAAGGCAAUUGGCGACAACAAUGUCUGAUAUCGAAGACGGCGAUGACGUCCCACUGAACAGUAUUAGAGAUAACGACCCAGUUCCGGAGAUCAGUUCAGCAGAAGUAUUUUCGAUGCUGGGGAGGCACAGUGUUCUUUCUUCGAGCUCGCAGCCGAGUAGUACGAUCACCAGAGCAGACUCGAGGCAGUCCGAGGUUCAGAAUUCCUCACCCGCGACAGAAAUCGACCAAGCCGUGUGGACCGAGGCGGAGGAAAAUGCAUCUGUUGCUCGGUUAAAGGCACAAGGCGCCAUAUUCGAGUCGGAGUCGGACUCGGACCCAACGGACCGUACUCAUGAUCUGGUAGCUCUGCCUUUCCAAAGACCGAUCGAUCCACCCUGGAAGCUGCGGCAAAGAUCAUCGAAUCUAUUCGAUAUCCUGAAUGGUGCGGAGGAUUACAGUACUACCCAGGUAUCCUUAUCGCCACCAAGUGAAGCUAGACCUUCAAGAAAGCAGCUUGUCGGGAACUUACUAAAGUACCAGUGCCGAGAGCAGAGAAGAAAGUUUGGCAAUCCUCAUCAGGAAGUGAACCGACUCCUUGAAGGAAUGCAAGUGACAGCAGACGUCCAGUGCGAAACACGACUAGACACCCCCGAUUCUUUCACAGUGGGACGCUUCGAGAGGACAACAGUGAUCAUGUCAGUUGAAGAAUUCAUGGGGGUGCCUGAAGAACCGGUGGUCGCACUUGACAAGGAUAAAGAUGCACUGGUUUUCAUAGAGGGCAAAAAUCAUCGAGGUGGUCGUACGCUGCGGAGCCCAAGAAGGAUCAAGGAUGCCGAAAAGUUUCCCUUUGCGUACAAAUGA